Molecule: messenger RNA, 1083 nt
Organism: Closterium sp. Naga37s-1
Lineage: Eukaryota; Viridiplantae; Streptophyta; Zygnematophyceae; Desmidiales; Closteriaceae
Source: the annotation of a GenBank genome assembly
AUGCACGGAUUCGUGAACUCAUCCAUCCUUACUGCCAUCCUUACUACCAUCCUUACUGCCAUCCUUACUGCCAUGCUUACUGCCAUCCUUACUGCCAUCCUUACUGCCAUGCUUAUCGCCAUGCUUACUGCCAUCCUUACUGCCAUCCUUACUGCCAUCCUUACUGCCAUCCGUACUGCUAUCCUUACUACUGCCGUCCCAACUGCCCUAGAGCUCAUGGGGCUGAAUGGGGGAGCACCCUUGCCCGCCACCAUCAGCGGCCUGGUGGACCUCUCGCACCUGACGUUGGAUGAUAGCGGCAUCACGGGCUCCAUCCCAUCCACCAUUGGCCAGCUCACUGCCCUCACCUGUUCAAUGGCUCGCAACAGCCUCAGGGGCAGCUUCCCCAAGUCCUUCAGCAACCUGGUCAACCUGAGAAGCGUUCAAGUCAACCUCACCUCUAUCCUACCAUCUGUUGCUUCCUCUCUCCUCCAGUAUCUCCUCCCCUCUGUCCUUCCUCUCUCCUCCGUUUUAUCCCCACCACGCUAUCCUGUACUCUCCCCUACCGUCUCUCCUUCACUCUCUCCUCCCCACUCUCCUCCCGUCUCUCCUCACCUUUAUCUCCACCCCGCUCUCAUCUCAUCUGCCCGAGGGGGGGCGUCGACAGGGGUGGUGGUGGGGGUGGUGGUGGGAGCGGUGGUGCUGUUGCUGGGAGUGAUGCUUGUAGCGGUGUGCUUGUAUCGGAGGAUGGGCAAGGCGGGGGCAGCUGCAAAUGAAGCAUCAGCAGCAGAGGGCAUGUCACGGAGCCUGCAGUGCCAGCGCUACCUCCUUGCCUGCAGUGCCUCCUUGCCUGCAGUGCCUCCUUGCCUGCAGUGCCUCCUUGCCUGCAGUGCCUCCUUGCCUGGAGUGCCUCCUUGCCUGCAGUGCCUCCUUGCCUGCAGUGCCUCCUUGCCUGCAGUGCCAGCGCUACCUCCUUGCCUGACGUUCUAUAGGAAUUUGGGGCGCUUCAAAAUUCGUCUCAUUUCUCCCCCCGUCCCCCCCCUCAGCAGCAGCAGCAGCGGGCAUAUCAGGGAACCAGCAGUGCCAGCUCUACCCCUUAGCUGA